Molecule: messenger RNA, 3924 nt
Organism: Porites lobata
Lineage: Eukaryota; Metazoa; Cnidaria; Anthozoa; Scleractinia; Poritidae
Source: the annotation of a GenBank genome assembly
AUGGAAGUCAAGUGUUUCCUGUUCGCAGCCUUCUUUCUCGUGGCCUGUGUUGCCUUCUCUACACAAGAUGAACUGACAGAUGUAGAAGGUAAAUCAAAAUCAACUCUUUUUAAAAUAGUGUUUUUGUCUCCGUUUCAUCAUAGCACUUUUAUCGCAUCCACAAUGAUUAGUACAAAAAAGCAACAACAACAAUUUAUCGCGCAAAGAAAAGCGCGUUCACAAAUUUUAUUUUAUUUUGCAUCAAUGUUAAGAUUUUUUUUCCCAUUCAUACUUUGAUUUUCUCCUUUUUUAUUCAUUUUUAAGCACCGGCACUCCAACAAGCAGCGGACAAUGGUAAACGGAUAUAGUUAUCAUCAUCAUUUUGUUUUUUUCUAUGUCUUCAUCGAGCCUUUGAGAAUUCGUUUUCAUCUCCAACUAUGUAUAUGUGCAUACCUCAGAGCGAGAUUCCCCUUGACCAAGUUUUUUUUAUUUAUUAUUAUUAUUAUUAUUACUAUUUUUUUAUCUUUUGCAUGAACGUAGACGUACAGAGCCCGGAACUCACAGGUAUGUAUAUUUUGACAUGAAUUUCUUACAAAAUCGAUGAACAGACCUUAAGCUUAAAACCCUAACCAUAAGUCUAAGAAGCUGCAUGAGGGAAAACAUCAACCUUAGGAUUUGAUCGACUUUUGAAAGAUCGUUCUGUACAAAAAUUAUAUUGGACAAACACCAAGCUCACACAUUAUCCACUCGCUAGGAGGUUAAUAUUGUUGAUUAGCCCGAGAUAGCGAGCCGGUCAGGUUGCGUGAAACACCAAGAUUACCUAGUAUGUGGAAACUAAAAUGAAAUUAUCGCACCAUAAAUGAGGUUGUCUAUCGGAAAACCCCUCCCCUUGUUCCUUUGCCCCUCUAGGAAAGUCUGUACGAAUGUAUGGAAGACGAAACACGGGCAAAAAAUAAAUAAAUAAAGCUUUCCAUCUCUUACAAUAUAAAUUGAGCUCCUCGCGUGAGAGUUUCGAUUUUAGAAAAACACCGAUAUUGAACGCUAGUUCUGACCUAAAAAAAAAUUAAACUUUAGACGGAGAGGACGUCGAAGAUGAAGAGGACACUGAAAUAGCGGAAGACGAUGUCGGGGAAGAUGAAGACAGCGAUGAAAUGCAAGAAGAAAACGGUUAGUCACUCGGAGAUGUUGCAUUUUUGAAACAAUAAGGAACGAGGUUGCGAUAAUCUACUAGUGUUUUAUUUAAAAAAAAAAGUAAAACAAAAAUAAAUAGUAAUAAUAUAAUAAUUAUAAUAAAUAUGUACAUGUCUUUAUCUUUACUUGAAGAACGAAGUCUAAAAAGUCUGAAGAAAUAUUGAAGAAAGCUCGAACGAAAUUUAUGUGUUAGGAAAAUCUUUCUUCACUUUUGUUUAUUUUAACUUUAAGAUAAAGUGUUAACACAUUUUCAUCACCUUGAUAUUGAUUUAUUGAUUUAUAAUUUUUAAAAUCCAUAGAUCUUGAAGAUCCAAUUGGAAAAGGUGAGUGUCAGUCUAGACCGAAAAAUUCUGAAAACAAAAAGAAAAAUUAAAAAUCAACAGCAUUUUAUUUUUGGUUCUUGUUACCCUGAUUCCUUCUUUUCUACCCCAUCCUCUCCUACCCCUCUUUAAAUUUGAGCCUCUUAGACGACCGUAGGAGAUUGCAUUCAGUGCCUAGAAAGAUAUGGAUGUCAUUCCUUCAGAGGUUCCUCUCGAAUUUGGUGAACUAUUUUCGAGGCGUCACUCACCCUUAAUAUCAACUCAUCUUAUUCCAGGCGCGGAUCCACACCGGUUUCCACCGUUUUACGGAAAUCGGUCAUAUUUUCAUAAUUAAUAUGUUUCAAGAGAGCUCAAUUUCUCUUGUAUGUUUUUAAUAAUAAAAACACUUUCCAAGUUACCAUCUGGCCAACAUUCUGUUUAGUAAAAAAAUGGGGAUUAUCAUCCUUUAGCGCUCGUUUAGGAAAAGAGAUCGCCAGUAUUCCGUACAGAAAUGAUACUUAUAAAAUCUUGAAAUAUACCAAAAUCUUGAAAACACGAAGGGAUGUUUCGUGAAAUUGGUUGUACUUUCGAAUACUACAAAACGGUCUACAUUCAUAAAAGCUAUAAAACAUUCCUGACCACUGAUGCUUUUGUCAGGUCGGUGGUACAUUCACAUUUUAAUGGAAUUUUCGCUUCUAGGUCGUCGUCGUCGUCGUCGUUGUCGCGGUCUCCGAAAAUGUUUUUUCAUCAAGAGUUGUCGUCGACGAGUUUGUGUCUGCCUGAGACGUCGCCGUCGCCGCACUAGGCCUUAUUAUGACGAGACUGGAUCUGAAAAUGAAGUGAACAACGCAGAAGAUGAAGUUGAAGACUUUGAGGGCACUGGUGAGACAGUUUUUACAACUAUAAAUUGUUUUAUGACAUUACUUCAUUUUCUUUUUUCCUAACUUCAGUUAUCGCUCUGUCAUUUUCUUUAUGUAUAUAUAUUUCCCCUUAUUUAUUUAUUAAUAUCUAUGGGUUACGAAUCACGUAUGAAAUUGCAAAACGGUCAUUGCAACCUUCGUACGUCUCAUGAUCAGUGCCAAGAUGACGGCGAAGUUUUGAAAUUUUAUGAAUGAAUAUGGCAAGGCAUCAAAAGACACUUUAAAAACCUAAACAAACGAAAGACGGCACAUCAAGAAGGAUUCUAACAGGUACUUUGUCGACUCUUAACUUUUGAAAGCGAGGAGUUCUCGAUCGAACCAUGACAAACAUAACUCCACGAUUUCGAACCUAAUUCGUUACCCAUGAUAUUGAUACAAAUGUAGGUAAUCAAAUGGUAUACUCACCUUUUACAGAUAUCAUUCAUUUAUUUAACUUUAUUUAUUCAAUUUGUGGCUGCAGAAGAUUUUGAAGACCCAAUAGGUAAAGGAAGGAAAGUUUACAAAGGUAAGUAUCCAAAUACAUGUAUCACACCCCAUCUCCCUCCCCCCUCGGCUUAUAUUUACAUGUAUUCUUUGCUUUUGUACUGUAACGUUUAUCGAACGCUGCGUCUGGAACAUUACCUCAAAACAGUCAGAACAGUCCGAUUGCGUAUCGCCAUCUGAAUUGUCCUUUGAAUCACUGGAUUGACGCUCUGAGUCAUUUUCAUCACUUCCUUUGAUUUCUGAGUCAUGCCCAGUACAAAAAUAACUCAGGAGGUGAACAACUUUCCCUCCCUCCCUCUUUCCCUCUACUGACUUGAUGAAGGGGCUACUACAGGCACAGUCUUAACUGUUUUCUCGUUAGCGAACUGACUUGGUUCUCUUCGUUCCGGUCAAUGUUUGGCUGUGUGUGCUUCUUUGAGCAGCCUCUGACAUUUUUGGGCCUUUGGAGGAGGAGAACCUCUUGGGUCUUGCACAAAAACUCUUUCGGGUACCCUAAAAAAACUAUAGAAAAAAAAAAAAAGCUUACACGCUUCCAAGAAUACGGCGGAUCUGAUCAUUAAGGUCAGAAAUGUGUCGAAAAUUAAAUGUACUCCAAGUCAUGGUGCUCUUGUCACUCAUGAUCAUACUUUAGACUCUGAAGCUUCAAAAGCAAAGAAUUCCUCCCAACCUUUAUUUUCCUUUUAGCCAGCUUCCAACAUGUAUCUUUCAUAAAGAGCAAUGUCCUUCAAACAGGGUACUCCAGUUUGCUUCCUGUUUGUUUUGUGAUUGAGUAGGGGGAGUAGUAAAAGAGGGUGCCUACCCUCUUAUACCGCUAUCCCCACAAUUUUCACAAUCUUUAAAUCUAAUAGUUAAUCUUUACAUCUAAUAGUUAUUGCUGUGUAACUUUCAGGGAAGGGUCGCAGUCGUCGCCCUCGCCGUCGCUGCAGGAAAUUAGUACGAAAAUGUUUCACCAGAAAAUUGGGCAAGUUGGGACAGAUAAGGCGACGAACCUGCGUACGCCUCUGCCUUCGUCGUUGUUUUUAUGGAGACGAGAAUGCCAACGACAACUAAGU